Molecule: messenger RNA, 1376 nt
Organism: Durio zibethinus
Lineage: Eukaryota; Viridiplantae; Streptophyta; Magnoliopsida; Malvales; Malvaceae
Gene: CCDA
Product: cytochrome c biogenesis protein family
Biological process (GO): cytochrome complex assembly
Cellular component (GO): membrane
Source: RefSeq, a predicted model, not a curated record
AAUUGUAAAAUAUCUCCCUCUUUCUGUUUGGUUACCGAGAAAAAAAAAAAUCAACAAAUUCAAAAUCCCCACAAAGCUUUCUAAACCGCCAAACAGAGUUCGUAUCUUUUAAUAUGGCAUUCGUCCUAAACCACGGCGCCAGCUUCUCCUCUCAUUUCUUCAAAAUCUCAAGCAUCAAAAAUCACCGAAGAACCAGUUAUGGAAAAUAUACUAUGGCCAUUAAUAAGCCAACGGGAAAUAAGGAACUUUGCAAAGAUUUUGAAUCUUUGAAAUUUACUCUUGUAAAUACUAUAGCAGUGGCAAAUUUGGUUGCCAUUGACUCUGCAAAGGCUUUAAGUGAAGAUAAUAUCUUGGAACAAGCUGUUUCUCUUUACACUUUGGCUGAUGGAAGUCCUGGAGAUUGGUUUGGAGGCCUACUAUAUUCAGCUGGCCAGCAGGCUAAUGAAGCUGUUCAGGGCCAAUUAUCAGCUUUGAGUUUCACUAGUUUGGCUGUUAUUUUUGGGGCUGGUCUUGUAACAAGUCUUUCUCCAUGUACAUUAAGUGUUUUGCCUUUGACACUUGGUUACAUUGGUGCAUUUGGCUCUGGCAAGGGAAAAACUGAGAUUAUUGUGAAUUCAAUCGCUUUCUCACUAGGAUUAGCAACUACACUUGCACUCCUGGGUGUUGGAGCUUCCUUUGCUGGGAAGGCAUAUGGACAGAUAGGGCAGGGGUUGCCAUUGGCUGCUUCGGGUUUGGCUGUUAUUAUGGGUCUUAAUCUACUUGAGGUCAUUGAAUUACAACUUCCAUCUUUCUUUAACAAUUUUGACCCUCGUGCUGCGGCUGCCAAUUUCCCAUCGGGUGUCCAAGCAUAUUUAGCUGGGCUUACAUUUGCAUUAGCUGCCUCACCUUGCAGCACUCCAGUUCUGGCCACUUUACUGGGAUAUGUAGCCACAUCCAAGGAUCCAGUAAUAGGAGGCAGCUUACUGUUGACAUACACAACUGGCUAUGUAGCUCCUCUACUUCUGGCUGCUUCUUUUGCCGGAGCUUUGCAGAGUCUGCUGUCAUUCAGGAAGUUCUCAGCAUGGAUCAACCCAGUGAGUGGAGCUCUUCUACUGGGUGGAGGUAUAUAUACUUUCUUGGAUAGGCUUUUCCCUGCCACGAUGGCAAUGUAAAGACAUCUCUGCAAGUUUAGAUGUGAUUUUCAUUUUGGUCUAAGGUGACAUUUUCAGUUAAAUUUAAAACAUGAUAUGAACAGCUUAUGUUUAUUUUUCCUAAGUUGGAGGAUAUAUUAAAUUUCCAUUUUAAUAAGAUUGAAGGUUCCCAGACUCCUUGUACUUUGUUCAUAUUUUGAAAUGGAUGAAACUCGUUAACUGAUAAAAUAGUAGUCUUUGAAAAUU